Paramuricea clavata is the source of this 366-nucleotide messenger RNA. Lineage: Eukaryota; Metazoa; Cnidaria; Anthozoa; Malacalcyonacea; Plexauridae. The record is from the annotation of a GenBank genome assembly.
AUGACUUGGAGUAACAUUAUGCAAUACUUGUUGCCGUCAUUCUUUGCCAAGCCAAUGAAUCAUUUGUGGAGUGGGUUAAUUAAUGUUACCAAUGAUGUGUGUAACACUGAGCAGGUUAUGAAGGAAAUUAAAAUCGAUAGAGACCUUUUGUUUAAAUUAUGUGUCAAAUAUGAAGAGGUAAAUAUCGGACAGUAUUUAAGAAACGCUGUUCCUUAUAAACAUUAUUUUGACAACUUGUUUUCGUUUUUGUUGAAUGCUCCAUUAUGCAAGGGGUUUAAAAUCGAUGUGGAUAAGAAAACCACCAACAGAGAUGGUACGGUUGUUGGAAUAACAGAGAAAUGGUCUUUCAGUUGUGCUGAUCAGUGA